Molecule: messenger RNA, 900 nt
Organism: Saccostrea cuccullata (small rock oyster)
Lineage: Eukaryota; Metazoa; Mollusca; Bivalvia; Ostreida; Ostreidae
Exons: 2
Coding region: 1-900 (299 amino acids)
Cellular component (GO): extracellular region
Source: RefSeq, a predicted model, not a curated record
AUGGAGGAUGUGAUUGACUUAUUGGGAGAAAUCCAAAUCAAAGAGACAGGAAAAAGACAAGUAAGAAAUGAAUGUCUGCUGAAACUGAUGUCUACACCUGUAUUACACAGGUCUAUCACAGUGCCAGGUGAAAUAUGUCAUAUUUCCGAUUUGUCACCAGACCAGGUCUGGAUCAGUGAUGACAGGAAUGGUAACAUUAUCAAAUCAAAAGAUAAUAGAACAAAGUCUACACUGAUAACGAAAACAGAUUCAUCAGAACCAUGGGCACCACAGUGUAUCUACUCCUCCCACCUCAACGGCGAUUUGCUGGUCGGUAUGCAGUCCUACAAUUCAGGCAUUAUACCACGCUAUAAUGACUUUGGACGACUCAAACAGACAAUACGGCAUGGAAACAAAGGCCAGAAACUGUAUAGUUAUCCUCACUACAUCACAGAGAACCACAAUCGAGGUGUUAUUGUGUCUGACUGGGGUUUUCGUGCUGUAGUGGGGACAGAUCGGGGACGAAGACACCGCUUCUCCUACACAGGUCAUCGAUCAGGAUCAGGACUAAAACCAUUAGGAAUCUGUACUGACGCGCUGUCACACAUCCUGGUGUGUGAUUUUAUAACCGACACAAUACAUAUGCUUGACAGGGACGGUCACUUCCUCUCAUUUAUACUGACACGACAUCAAGGGAUAAAUGGACCACUGGGCCCAAGUUAUGACGACAAAACUCAUCUUAUAUGGGUUGGAUUAUGCUACGGGAAAAAGAGAGUGCUUACAUACAUCUAUACUGGAACAGCAAAGCAGGCUAAACAUUACACAGUAUACAUUGUAAUAUCAUAUUUCCCAAAUCGACAGUCUAUUAUUGGAAAGUGCUGCCAGAAUAGUGUAGCCAGCUUUAGUUUGCGAAACUUUUGA